This is a messenger RNA of Mesocricetus auratus (golden hamster), 465 nucleotides long. Its product is annotated as glyceraldehyde-3-phosphate dehydrogenase-like. Gene Ontology annotation, molecular function: oxidoreductase activity, acting on the aldehyde or oxo group of donors, NAD or NADP as acceptor. Bases 1 to 465 code for a protein of 154 amino acids. NCBI's taxonomy places the organism in Eukaryota, Metazoa, Chordata, Mammalia, Rodentia, Cricetidae. The record is from RefSeq and is a predicted model, not a curated record. The transcript has a single exon.
AUGUUUGUGAUGGGUGCAAAUCAUGAGAAGAAUGACAAUUCACUCAUGGUUGUCAGCAACGCUUCCUGCACCACCAACUGCUUAGCCUCCCUGGCAAAGGUCAUUCAUGACAACUUCAGGAUUGUGGAAGGACUCAUGACCAUAGUCCAUGCCAUCACUGCCACCCAGAAGACUGUGAAUGGCCCCUCUGGGAAGCUGAGGCGUGAUGGCCCUGAGAUUGCCCAGAACAUCAUCCCUGCAUCCACUGGUGCUGCCAAGUCUGUGGGCAAGGUCAUUCCAGAGCUGAAUGGGAAGCUCACGUGCAUGGCCUUCCAUGUUCUUAACCUCAAUGUGUCUGUCAUGGAUCUGCCAUGCUGCCUGGAAAAAGCUGUCAUGUAUGAGGACGUCGAGAAGGUGGCGAAGCAGGCAUCCGAGGGCCCACUAAAGGGCAUCCUGGACUACACUGAGGUCCGCUGUCUCCUGUGA